AUGUUGCCACCACUAUGCUUCACGAUGGCUGAGUAUGACAUUAUCGAUGCUGCUGAAAUUGAAGAAAUUAAAAGGUCACUAGCCACUGAAGAUCUGCCAUCAGCUGUUGACAAGAUUAAGGAUUAUUUUGCACAACAAGAUCGUGUGGAACUGAACAUUGCUGUAACAGGAGAAUCUGGAUCUGGAAAAUCGACAUUUAUUAAUGCCUUCAGGGGUUUAGGGGAUGAAGAUGAAGGCUCUGCAGAAACUGGUCUAGAAGAGACUGGUCUAAAGUCUCCUGCUGUCUUCCUGAUCUCCUGCUUCGAACUCAGUCUCUAUGAUUUCACCUGUCUUGAGGAGACCAUGGAGAGGGAACUUCCCCAGCACAAGAGAGAUGUACUGAUGCUGGCGCUUCCAAACAUCACUCUGGAGAUCAACAAGAAGAAAAAGAAGGCACUGCAGAGCAACAUAUGGAAGUUGGCUCUGCUCUUUGCCUCAGUUGCAGCUGUUCAGAGGGUAGUGAUCUGGCAAAUCAGGAGUCACGUGAAAGGCCCCGGUCCUCGAACUUACAGACAUGUUAAACUGCUUCUAGAAUCUCAUGUAGCCAACGAUAUUCAAUGCUGA
Molecule: messenger RNA, 603 nt
Organism: Ictalurus furcatus (blue catfish)
Lineage: Eukaryota; Metazoa; Chordata; Actinopteri; Siluriformes; Ictaluridae
Product: interferon-inducible GTPase 5-like
Exons: 4
Coding region: 1-603 (200 amino acids)
Cellular component (GO): membrane
Molecular function (GO): GTP binding
Source: RefSeq, a predicted model, not a curated record